Messenger RNA from Striga hermonthica, 516 nucleotides. The record is from the annotation of a GenBank genome assembly. Lineage: Eukaryota; Viridiplantae; Streptophyta; Magnoliopsida; Lamiales; Orobanchaceae.
CAGCAACCGCCUCCCCAGCUUCUUCCUCCUCUUCAGCAGCAUGUCUCGGGUAGAGAUCCCAUUACCCAUUAUGUGCUCGAUUUUCGUAACAUGCAUCCAUCGGUGUUCACUGUGGUUGAGGGCCCAGAAGAUGUGGUCGAAUGGCUUCAGCAACUAGAGAGUAUCUUUGAUCUGAUAUUCACCACUGAUGAGGUGAAAAUUCGUUGUGCUACGUUCCAAAAGACCGGAGAUGCUAGGACAUGGUGGUCCGACUACUGGAGGUUUCGUCCUUGUGCUGAGAGAGAUGCUCUGACUUGGGACCAGAUGGUUGCUAUAGUCAAGGAUAGGUACUUCCCGGAGGCUUACCGUGCCGAGAUGCUGCGAGAGUUUUGGGAGCUUAAACAGGAUGUCUACGAGCAUGACUUCACCCGCAUGAGCGUGUUUUCCCCGAUGCUCAUAAAUACCGAUGAGAGGAAGGCCGUUCAUUUCCGUGAUGGUCUUCGCCGAGAUCUUUGCUAUACCCUGACUGGCCACGGA